Lodderomyces margitis is the source of this 3279-nucleotide messenger RNA. RefSeq names its product leucine--tRNA ligase (gene CDC60). Gene Ontology annotation, biological process: leucyl-tRNA aminoacylation. The transcript has a single exon. Lineage: Eukaryota; Fungi; Ascomycota; Pichiomycetes; Serinales; Debaryomycetaceae. Bases 1 to 3279 code for a protein of 1092 amino acids. Gene Ontology annotation, molecular function: aminoacyl-tRNA deacylase activity; leucine-tRNA ligase activity; ATP binding. The record is from RefSeq and is a predicted model, not a curated record.
AUGAGUGUAACAUUCGAAAAGACCUUUCGAAGAGAUGCUUUGAUCGAGAUCGAGAAAAAGUAUCAAAAGCAAUGGGAAGAAGAGAAAUUGUUUGAGGUUAACGCUCCUACUUUUGAAGAGUGUCCUACAGAUAAUAUUGAAGAAGUUAGAGAAAAGUACCCAAAGUAUUUCGCCACUAUGGCUUAUCCUUACAUGAACGGUGUUUUACAUGCCGGGCAUGCUUUCACUUUGUCCAAGGUAGAAUUUGCAACUGGGUUUGAAAGAAUGAAUGGUAAAAGAGCAUUAUUUCCUUUGGGUUUCCACUGCACUGGUAUGCCCAUCAAGGCUGCGGCAGAUAAAAUUAAGAGAGAGGUGGAGUUAUUUGGAGAAGACUUUUCCGGUGCCCCAUCAGAGGAUGAAAAUAUUGAACAAAAGGUGGAGACAAAAGCAAACAGAGAGGAUGUAACCAAAUUUACAUCAAACAAGUCAAAGGCGGCAGCAAAGACAGGCAGAUCAAAGUUUCAGUUCGAAAUUAUGUUGCAAUUGGGUAUCCCUAGGGAACAAGUUGCAAAAUUUGCCAACACCGAUUACUGGCUUGAGUUUUUCCCACCUUUAUGCCAAAAGGAUGUUUCUGCAUUCGGUUCCAGAGUUGACUGGAGACGUUCCAUGGUCACCACUGAUGCUAACCCCUACUAUGACGCCUUUGUCAGGUGGCAAAUUAAUAGAUUAAGGGAAUGUGGUAAGAUUAAGUUUGGUGAAAGGUACACUAUUUACUCUGAGAAAGAUGGCCAAGCUUGUUUAGAUCACGACAGACAAUCAGGUGAAGGUGUGACACCGCAAGAGUAUGUCGGGAUUAAAAUUAGAGUAUCUGAAUUUGCUUCUAGUGCUGAAGAAGUCUUGAAUAAAGAGAACAUUGACUUGAGCAACAAGAAGAUAUAUCUUGUCGCAGCCACUUUAAGACCCGAGACUAUGUAUGGUCAAACCUGUUGUUUUGUGAGCCCAAAGAUAGAUUACGGUAUUUUCGAUGCCGGAAACAAUGAGUAUUAUAUUACCACUGAACGUGCAUUUAAGAAUAUGUCAUUCCAAAAUUUAACACCAAAGAGAGGUUUUUACAAACCCAUCGCAACAAUAAAUGGUAAAACAUUAAUUGGAUCAAAGAUCGAUGCCCCAUUGGCACAAACAAAGAACUUGAGAGUCUUGCCUAUGGAAACGGUUAAAGCUACCAAAGGUACUGGUGUUGUUACAUGUGUGCCAUCGGACUCACCUGAUGAUUACAUCACCACCAAAGACCUUGCAAACAAACCCGAGUAUUAUGGAAUAGAAAAAGAUUGGGUCAAUACCGAAAUUAUUCCAAUUGUGCACACGCAAAAGUACGGUGACAAGUGUGCUGAGUUCUUGGUAAAUGAACUCAAAAUCAAGUCGCCAAAGGACGCUUUGCAAUUGGCUGAAGCAAAGGAAUUGGCUUAUAAGGAGGGAUUUUACAAUGGUACAAUGGUUAUUGGUAAAUAUAAAGGUGAAAAGGUUGAGGCAGCAAAACCAAAAGUCAAAGCUGACUUGAUUGCGUCUGGUGAUGCCUUUGUUUACAGUGAACCCGAAAACCAAGUUAUUUCGAGAUCUGGAGACGACUGUUGUGUUUCUUUAGAAGACCAAUGGUUCAUUGAUUAUGGUGAAGAAGUUUGGUUAGGCCAAGCAUUGGAAUGUCUCAAAGAUAUGGAAUUAUUUUCCAGUGAGACAAGAAAUGGAUUUGAAGGUGUGUUUGCAUGGAUGAAGAACUGGGCAGUUACUAGAAAGUUUGGUUUGGGAACAAAGUUGCCAUGGGACCAUCAGUAUUUGGUUGAGUCUUUGUCUGAUUCCACUGUAUAUAUGGCAUAUUACACUAUUGAUCGUUUCUUGCAUUCAGACUACUAUGGAAAAGUCCAAGGAAAGUUCAAUAUCAAGCCAGAGCAAUUGACCGAUGAGGUAUUUGACUUUAUUUUCACUCGUCGCGAUGACGUCGAAUCCGAUAUUCCACGUGAGCAGUUGAAGGAAAUGAGAAGAGAGUUUGAGUACUUUUACCCCUUGGAUGUCAGAGUUUCAGGUAAGGAUUUAGUUCCAAACCAUUUAACAUUUUUUAUUUAUACACACGUUGCUUUAUUCCCAAAGAGAAUUUGGCCAAAAGGUGUCAGGGCCAAUGGUCACUUAUUGUUGAACAAUGCCAAGAUGUCUAAAUCCACUGGUAACUUUAUGACCUUGGAGCAGAUUGUCGAAAAAUUUGGGGCUGAUGCAUCCAGAAUUGCAAUGGCAGAUGCCGGUGACUCAGUAGAGGAUGCUAAUUUCGAUGAAGCUAACGCAAAUGCUGCUAUCUUGAGAUUGACUACUUUGAAGGACUGGUGUGAGGAUGAAUUGAAAAAUCAAAAAGAGCUUAGAACUGGUGAAUACGAUUCUUUCUUUGAUGAGGCAUUUGAAAAUGAAAUGAACGAGUUGAUUGAAAAAUCUUACUAUCAAUACACUUUGAGUAACUACAAGCAAGCUUUGAAGUUUGGUUUGUUUGAUUUCCAAAUUGCAAGAGAUUUCUACAGAGAGUCGGUUAAUUCUUCUGGUAUUGGAAUGCACAAAGACCUUGUUUUGAAAUAUAUUGAGUUCCAAGCAUUAUUGUUAGCUCCUAUUGCUCCUCAUUUUGCUGAAUAUCUUUAUAAAGAUGUGUUGCAAAAGAAGGGAAGUGUUCAAACAGCUCAAUUCCCAACGCCUACCAAGCCUGUUUCGAAAUCUGUCUCGGAAUCUUUGGAGUAUGUGAGACAUGUCUCGCGUGCAAUCCGUGAAGCCGAAGGUUCUGGCUUGAGAAAGAAGAAAGGUAAAGCAGAGUUGGAAACGGGAGACUCGGUUAAGUUGACUAUCUUGGUCUCAAAUACAUUCCCAGACUGGCAAGAAAAUUACAUUGAAUUUGUACGCGAGUUGUUUGAAGAGCAAAAGCUUUCUGACAACAAUUUAAUCAAGGAGAAGGUUGGUAAGGACAUGAAGAGGGCCAUGCCUUUCAUCAACCAGUUGAAAAUUAGACUCAAUACCGAAGAUCCAAAGAUUGUAUUUAAUAGGAAGUUGAACUACAACGAAGUCGAUACCUUAAAGAAGGUUGUUAAACUCGUCAAGAGCUCACCUUACUCAAUUAAGGUCAAGGAAUUGCAAAUAAUUGCGUUUGAAAAUGGAAGUGAUAAAGGACAAGACGUCUUGACCGGUGAAGAUGUGACUGUUGAUAUAAAGGGUAAAGUCAAGGAUGCUGCCGUUCCAGGCUUCCCUGGUAUUUCACUCAAGAAAGUCGAGUCUUGA